AUGUUGCACGGAUUCACUAAUGGCGAAACCGCUGUCUACGACCGAUAUCCUCACCUUGACCGUGCUGUAUUACAGUGUAUACAUGCUCUCAGCGUGCCAGUCCGCUUGGGCAUUCCUUCUAUCGCACGCACGCAAACUUUGAAUUGGAGCAUCCAGCACUCACUUUGUAGCCUCGAGUGUGCCUUUCUGCUAAACCACUGGCUUCAGGUGAUCGCCCAAGGGAUCGAAUCAUCAGGAAUCCAAACUAUACGGGACGAUGAACGCAAACUCCUUAAUAUGUUUUUGAGGAUUGUCCGUGAGGCGGAUCUUAUGGUGCCGUCUGAUUGCGCGGAUGGCGAUGCAAACGCUGUCCGACGUUUAGCAGCAUCUACUGUUCGACUUUGGGCAGAAACAUUUAAAGGAUUUCAUGUGUUUGAAAUAUCCCACGUUGUCGAAGAGAGCCUUGCGAUCGUCGCGGGUAUUUUGGAUGCCCAACUUGGGUCCUCCGCGUGGUGA
Messenger RNA from Penicillium egyptiacum, 495 nucleotides. NCBI's taxonomy places the organism in Eukaryota, Fungi, Ascomycota, Eurotiomycetes, Eurotiales, Aspergillaceae. The record is from the annotation of a GenBank genome assembly.